This is a messenger RNA of Symbiodinium sp. CCMP2592, 3099 nucleotides long. The record is from the annotation of a GenBank genome assembly. NCBI's taxonomy places the organism in Eukaryota, Dinophyceae, Suessiales, Symbiodiniaceae.
AUGUGGCAGCGUGGGCCUGCUUGCCUGUAUAGGCGAUCUCGAUUCAGCGCCCUUGCGACCGCACUUUUCCUCAUCGGCAGACGCUUGUGCUGGCUAGUUCCAGAAGCAGCGACAAGAAGCUGUUGCAACGACCUUUCCAUUGUGCUGGUGACCUCCCCGAUUCCUUCCCAUCCCUCCACUGAGUUGGUGGAUGCUGUCAUCCGAAGCUUCGACUUGGUACAAGGCCUGGAGCUAUGCCCGCUUAUCAUUGUGGCAGACGGUGUUCAGGUACGGGCAGGCCGACCUGCAUGGAAUCGGGGCAGGAUUGACGAGAGUACGCAGCAAAGGUAUCUUGGCUAUGUCGAUGCUUUGAGGUCGAAAUAUGAAUCGUCCGGAGCGCCUGACCGGCGUUCGGUGAAGGUGGUGGGCCCACUGGCAAAACGCGUCAACUUCGGACAUGCAAUCCUUGCAGCACUGGGCGACGUGCAUACGGAAUUUGUAUUGGUCGUGCAGCAUGAUCGGGUUUUCGCCGAGCCGCUGGACAUGAAGAAAGUUCUCAGCAUCUUCGACAGGUACAAGACCAAUGGCCUCAGAUAUGUUGGGUUUCAGACUGUUCCGGACUAUGUAACGUACGCUGUAAGCAAGUACGGCGGUUGGGCACGGAGCGAAGUUUCGGAAAGCGAAACUGGCUUGAUCCCAUGCUUCAUCUGGUACGAUUCAACUCAUGUCUGCCGCACAAGGGACUUGGCAAAGCUGAUCGUGAAGGAAGUGAAGACGGGAGAGUUUAUUGAAAGCUCCUUUGGUUGCAGACUUCUGGCAAAGAUUCAGGAGAGCAAAGAGGAAUGGAGCUUCACAUACCACAUGGAAAACUAUGGACUCUUUCUGUACUACGAGCCGACGGUGGGCACGCAAAGCCCGCUGGUGAGACAUGUAAGUGGCCGGUCCUUCGUGUCACGCGAAGAGCGCAUCAAGAUGGGCCAGUGCACGUCUGCCGAUGCUACACGAGUGGCAUGUCAGAAACUUGUGUUCGUGCUGAUCUCGUUGUUUCUGGUGUGUGCCACAGACCAUAGAAUGGGAACCUUUGGUAGUUUCGGAGUUGCAGAUGCGAGCUCCAGAGGCUCCUGCACUUGCGAGUCUUGCGAGGUUCCCUGUCAGAGCGAGAGCAUCCUCUUCGGCCGCAUCGCGUGUGAGGGCUUUGAGGGCCGCCUGAACGACCGCUCUAUCAUGCUGGAGGGGCCAAGCUUUGCCAACACCAAGGUGCGCUUGAACGUUGCGGACUGCAAGCAGAUUGCUGCCUUUCCUGGGCAGAUAGUCGGCGUCGUCGGCCGCAGCGGCAUGACCGGCAGCACCUUCCACGUCAAGGACUUUUUGCCAGGGCUUCCGGUCCAAGGAGAAGCCUUGGCGCCCGAGUCGUCUUUGCAUGCCAUGGUUGUAGCCGGCCCGUUCAGCCAACGUGAUCGACUCGACUUCACAGCUUUGCAGAGUGCCCUGGCUCAUGCCCAGAUCGAGCGUCCGCAGGCGCAUGUUGCCUCCGCCUUGAGCUGCCACUUCCUUCUGCAAAACGGAGGCACCAAGAGGGAUUCGGAAGAAAUCCGUUUGGACGAAGACACUGAUCUUCCAGAGCCAGCAAAGAUUGCGGCGCCGAAACGAGAUGUCUUCGGUUCGCAACAGGCGCGCAUCGGUGUCCUGUCGCUCUUGAAACUGCGGAACAUCUUCGGCUGGACCGGCCACGGAGGUCAUGCCCAGUAUUCGGUGGGCGAGCUUGAGAGCAAGAUCUAUGACAACGUGCAUCACAAUAGCAAGGGAGAGCUCUUGAUGCCGCUAUCCAUCUUGUCGCGGGACGCGCCUUCACAGGUGCCCAGCAACAUCUUGCUCUUCACGGAUUGGAAGGCCCGGUUGGCUUCGCAGGUUUGCCUCGUGGUUGUACUCGUCUCUUGCAUUAUAUCUCCCAUUACCUUCAUCUGGGGUGGCAGCUGGGCUGACCCGAAAUGGGUGCCAGGAGGAAGGACGACGAUAGUUCUGGAUCUGUUCUGCGACCUGGGCUACCUCGUCUACCUUCUCUUGGAAUUGAAGAUGUCUUUCAUGCAUCCAUCCAGAAGGGUGGAAGUCGUUGACCCCUCCAAGAUCUUGCAGUUCAGGCUCAAGAGCACCACUUAUAUUAUGCGGGCUUUCAGUGCUACAUGCUACUUUUGGAUCAUUGCCUUCAAUGCUAGCUUGCUGCUCAAUCUCACCAAGCUUGUUCGGAUUUACCACUUUGUGCGGCUCCCAGAUCCACUUUGGCUGAUUUGGGACAACGGUGUCCUACGCGAGCUCAGGCCGCUCCUACUCCUUACCUGGUUAGCACAUUGGGUUGGUUGCCUUCUGGCGUGGGGUGGUGGAUACCGCGAGGCGGACUGCGACGGCAGCGCGUUUGAGACCACCUUCAACGGGGCCGUUAUUCCGGGCUGGUUCUCCUUGUACUUCAUGGCUUUUGUCGAGGCCCUGUACAUGCUGACGGGGGCCUUGGACAACCCGCUGGGCGAUGGAGGGAUUCGAGACAAGAACUUCGGAUCUUUGCUCAUGGUGGCUGUGUUCGGGCCCGUUGGCUGCAUUAUUGUGGCCCACUUUAUUGCAGCCGUCGUCCGAGAACAGGAUCUACAGACCCCAACUCCUGCAGAGCGGAAGUUCGCGCUGGAUAUCCGGCAUGAAGAGAACCAGGUCGUCCGGGUUCUUGAAGACAAAGCCUUCCUUCCUGGUGAUUAUGUGGUUCGCGUUGGCGAGGUCGCUGAUGAGAUGUACUUCAUCAGCAAGGGAGAGGUCUCUGUGCUUGUUGCACAAGGAAAGUCCAAGGAUGUCGAGGAUGCGAUUCAGCUACCCAUGAGGAAGAGGGAAGGAGAUUACUUUGGUGAAGUCGCCCUCAUCAAGGGAAGUCUGCGGACAGCUUGGAUCAAGGCAGAGACCUACGUCGUGGCGUCCUGCUUGAGGCGAUCCAGCAUCGAACAGAUCUGGAAGUAUUUCCCACAAGAGCGCGAGUCUCUUCAAAAGCAAGUGCUGCAGACUGUCAUGCGCGAUGCCGCGAGACAGGCAACCAGCAUUCGCGAGAGCAUAGGAGGACACGAUGUUUUCCUUGGUUUUUCGUAG